AUGGCGAUAGCGGAUACGCCGUCGGCCGCGCGGAGAUGCUCUUCAAGCACUGGUUGGCGGCCUGGUGCCAUUUGGCCCUAUUUGGACGGCACAGGACCAUCCCAGGGCCGCGUCUUGUGCAGUCGUGCAGGGAGCCCAUCAAGCUCAGGCGUUGUCAGGCCAAGCCCAGCCCACAUUUUGGGUUCUGAUCGGUGUGGUUUUGCAAGUGGUGGUGUUGCAGGUGCCGCAGAGGCGCAGAACGACAUCGACGUGCUGAAUCCGCCGCCGGAGGUGGAGAAGCUCAAUCACAAGAAGGAACUCCUCGUCCAGCCCUCCAGCUCCAUGGAUGUCAACUGCCAGCGCAGCUUGACCAUGUAUCCGUGUGUGACUGGCACUUCAGUCAUUGCCUUCAAAUACAAGGAUGGUGUCAUCAUGGCAUGUGACACUGGAGCCUCGUAUGGGUCUACUUUGAGAUACAAGAGUGUGGAACGCAUUAAGGCAGUUGGCAAGCAUAGCCUCAUUGGAGCAAGCGGAGAGUUCAGUGAUUUCCAGGAGAUUUUACGCUAUCUGGAUGAACUAACUUUGUCUGAUCAUAUGUGGGAUGAUGGAAACUCCUUGGGCCCCAAAGAGAUCCACAGUUAUUUGACAAGAGUAAUGUACAACAGACGCAACAAGUUUGAUCCUCUCUGGAAUUCACUUGUACUUGGUGGAGUCAAAAAGGGUCCAAAGGGUGAUGAGAAGUAUCUUGGCAUGGUUAACAUGAUUGGUACCCAUUUUGAGGAAAACUAUGUUGCUACUGGAUUUGGAAAUCAUCUGGCAAUCCCGAUACUUCGUGCUGAAUGGCAUGAAGAUAUUACUUUUGAAGAAGCUGUAAAGCUGGUUGAGAAGUGCUUGCUGGUCUUGCUGUACCGCGACAGGUCAUCUAUCAACAAGUUCCAGAUUGCCAAGAUCACAACUGAAGGACCAACCAUCCACCCACCGUACUCCCUGAAGGCGUACUGGGGCUUCUCCCACUUUGAAAACCCAGCCCAGGGCGCUGUAGGAUCAUGGUAG
Molecule: messenger RNA, 1032 nt
Organism: Miscanthus lutarioriparius
Lineage: Eukaryota; Viridiplantae; Streptophyta; Magnoliopsida; Poales; Poaceae
Source: the annotation of a GenBank genome assembly